AUGAAUAGCGCUUGGUAUCGGUAGUCGACGCUCAAUUUUUGGUGUCAUUUUGCUUUUACUUGGGACAUCGCCCACUUUUCACAUCGAAAUCUUUACUAGUACUGUUUUAAACUCAACGUAGUAAUAUUCAACUUUACGUGUUCGUAAUUCGUGUGUAUUCAUUCUGUUAGGGCUGUGUAAUUAGUGGCUUGUUUACGGGAAAAAACGAUUUGCGAUGCGGGAAUAUAAAAUCGUCGUUUUGGGGAGUGGUGGUGUUGGAAAAUCAGCCCUUACAGUUCAGUUUGUUCAAGGUAUUUUUGUGGAGAAGUAUGAUCCUACCAUUGAAGACUCUUACCGGAAGCAGGUGGAAGUUGAUGGACAACAAUGCAUGUUAGAAAUUUUGGAUACUGCUGGAACGGAACAAUUCACAGCUAUGAGAGAUCUCUACAUGAAAAAUGGCCAAGGCUUUGUACUGGUUUAUUCCAUUACUGCACAAUCUACUUUUAAUGACCUACAAGAUUUGAGAGAACAGAUUUUGCGUGUGAAAGAUACAGAUGAUGUUCCUCUAGUACUAGUUGGCAACAAAUGUGAUCUUGAGGAUGAACGUGUUGUAGGGAAAGAUCAGGGCAUGAAUCUUGCAAGGCAAUUCAAUAACUGCUCUUUCCUGGAAUCUUCCGCAAAAGCAAAAAUUAAUGUUAAUGAGAUAUUUUAUGAUUUAGUGAGGCAGAUAAACAAAAAGUCCCCAGAGAAAAAAUCAAGUAGCAAAAAGAAGACACACUGCAACAUUUUGUAACAAGAUUCCAGCUGGUUCUCAUUUUAAUUUUCAAGGGGGAUAAGGGGCAGAAGGAAAAGGAAUUUCCACAUUCAAAGAUAAUCAUGAUUCAAAAUGUAACUAUGGGCUAUCUGCUAUCCAGUUGCUACUAAUUGAUUUAGUUUCCAACAAUUUCAUCAAGCACACUUUUUGUGUUGAUUUAUUUGAAACUUUAAAACAAGUUAUAAAAUCGGCAUGGUGGCAUUUAGUCAUGUAAAUUGCAAGUGUACCCCUUUUUUUCUUGCCUUCAACAUAUUAAUCAAUCGUCAUACCUUUUGAUCCUUUCGCUAUCGACCCAUUAAUAAAUGAUUAACGUCA
Messenger RNA from Daphnia magna, 1108 nucleotides. It is a transcript of the gene Rap1, whose product is annotated as ras-related protein Rap-1b. NCBI's taxonomy places the organism in Eukaryota, Metazoa, Arthropoda, Branchiopoda, Diplostraca, Daphniidae. Gene Ontology annotation, cellular component: plasma membrane. The transcript has 4 exons. Gene Ontology annotation, biological process: Rap protein signal transduction; negative regulation of synaptic vesicle exocytosis; cellular response to cAMP. The coding region runs from base 215 to 772 and encodes 185 amino acids. The record is from RefSeq and is a predicted model, not a curated record. Gene Ontology annotation, molecular function: GTP binding; GTPase activity; GDP binding.